Molecule: messenger RNA, 927 nt
Organism: Penicillium daleae
Lineage: Eukaryota; Fungi; Ascomycota; Eurotiomycetes; Eurotiales; Aspergillaceae
Product: polysaccharide deacetylase family protein
Exons: 3
Coding region: 1-927 (308 amino acids)
Biological process (GO): carbohydrate metabolic process
Molecular function (GO): hydrolase activity, acting on carbon-nitrogen (but not peptide) bonds
Source: RefSeq, a predicted model, not a curated record
AUGGGCCCUAAGAGAGUUCUCAUCACGUACGGCGUCGACGUUGACGCUGUAGCCGGAUGGCUUGGUUCCUACGGAGGCGAAGACUCGACAAACGAUAUCAGCCGAGGCGUCUGGGCGGGUACAGUUGGAACGCGACGACUGCUGAAGCUCUUCGACAAGUAUAACAUCAAGACAACAUGGUUCAUUCCCGGCCACUCUUUGGAGACCUUCCCCGAGGACAUGGCUGCAGUCCGUGAUGCAGGCCAUGAAAUCGGGCUUCAUGGCUACUCACACGAAAACCCAACGGAUAUGACCAUUGAUCAGCAGCGAGAUGUUCUCGACAAAACCUAUCGUAUGCUAACCGAGUUCGCCGGCAAACCCCCCCGAGGCAGUGUCGCCCCUUGGUGGGAGACCAGUAAAGAAGGCGCCCAGCUGCUCCUGGACUACGGCAUUGAAUAUGACCACAGUAUGAGUCAUGAAGACUGUCAAGCAUACUAUCUUCGGAUUGGUGAUUCUUGGACCAAGAUCGACUACAGUCAGAAGGCUGAGACCUGGAUGAAGCCGCUUGAGCACGGCACGCAAACCGGCCUUGUUGAAAUUCCUUCCAACUGGUACAUUGACGAUCUGCCGCCCAUGAUGUUUAUCAAGAAGGCACCAAACAGUCAUGGUUUUGUCAAUGCCCGGGAUGUGGAAGAUAUUUGGCGCGAUCACUUUGAUUACUUCUAUCGCGAAUACGAUGAGUUUAUCUUUCCGAUUACUAUUCACCCGGAUGUUUCUGGAAGGCCGCAUGUCCUGAUGAUGCACGAGCGACUGAUCGAGCACUUCAAGAAGCAUGAAGGAGUCGAAUUUGUGACUAUGGAGCAAAUGUGUGACGAGUUCAAAAAGAAGAACCCAGUUCCACCAGGAGCUCUGAUGCCUGCUCCGGUUGGAUCAAUGCUGAAGAAAUGA